Neopelma chrysocephalum (saffron-crested tyrant-manakin) is the source of this 3510-nucleotide messenger RNA. It is a transcript of the gene CAPN11, whose product is annotated as calpain 11. NCBI's taxonomy places the organism in Eukaryota, Metazoa, Chordata, Aves, Passeriformes, Pipridae. The record is from RefSeq and is a predicted model, not a curated record. Gene Ontology annotation, cellular component: cytoplasm. Gene Ontology annotation, biological process: proteolysis. Gene Ontology annotation, molecular function: calcium-dependent cysteine-type endopeptidase activity; calcium ion binding. Bases 143 to 2260 code for a protein of 705 amino acids. The transcript is spliced from 22 exons.
UCCACCUUCUGCGGGGCCGUACCGAGCCAGGCUAGGCUGGGCUGGGCUGGGCUGGGCCGGGCCGAAGCGGGCAGGGCGGUGGCGGCGGCAGCGGCGGCAGCUUCCGGAGUGGAGCUGAAGGCAGUGCUGCCAGUGCCUGGCCAUGAUGCCCUUUGGAGGGAUGGCUGCCCGUCUACAGAGAGACCGCCUGAGAGCCGAGGGGCUUGGUCAGCACAACAACGCCAUCAAGUACCUCAACCAGGACUAUGAGGCCCUCAAGCAGCAAUGCAUUGAGAGCGGCACCCUCUUCAGAGAUCCCCAGUUCCCCGCUGGCCCCACUGCCCUUGGAUUCAAGGAGCUGGGGCCUCAUUCCAGCAAGACACGGGGGGUGGAGUGGAAGCGUCCAUCAGAAUUAGUGGAUGACCCUCAGUUCAUCGUUGGUGGUGCAACCCGGACGGACAUCUGCCAGGGGGCUCUGGGUGACUGCUGGCUGCUGGCUGCCAUUGGCUCCCUCACGCUCAAUGAGGAGCUUCUGCACCGCGUGGUGCCCCACGGACAGAGUUUCCAGGAGGACUAUGCUGGUAUCUUCCACUUCCAGAUCUGGCAAUUUGGUGAGUGGGUGGAUGUGGUGGUGGAUGACCAACUGCCAACCAAGGAUGGGGAGCUCCUGUUUGUCCACUCAGCGGAGUGCACUGAGUUCUGGAGUGCUCUGCUGGAGAAGGCCUACGCCAAGCUGAAUGGCUGCUACGAGUCACUCUCGGGGGGCAGCACCACCGAAGGCUUCGAGGACUUCACGGGCGGCGUGGCAGAGAUGUACGACCUGAAACGACCGCCACGCAACAUGGGCCACAUCAUCCGCAAGGCGCUGGAGAGGGGGUCCCUGCUGGGCUGCUCCAUCGACAUCACAAGCGCCUUUGAUAUGGAAGCAGUGACCUUCAAGAAGCUGGUGAAGGGCCAUGCCUAUUCUGUCACAGCCUUCAGAGACGUGAACUACCGGGGUCAGCAGGAACAACUCAUCCGCAUCAGGAAUCCCUGGGGUCAGGUGGAGUGGACUGGAGCCUGGAGUGAUGGCUCCUCUGAAUGGGACAACAUUGACCCUGGUGAAAGGGAAGAGCUGCAGCUGAAGAUGGAGGAUGGAGAGUUCUGGAUGUCUUUCCGGGACUUCAUGAGGGAGUUCUCCAGGCUGGAGAUCUGCAACCUGACCCCCGAUGCCCUCACCAAGGACGAGCUCAGCAGGUGGCACACACAGGUGUUCGAGGGCACGUGGCGCCGGGGAAGCACUGCUGGGGGCUGCAGGAAUCACCCAGCCACAUUCUGGAUCAACCCCCAGUUCAAGAUCAAGUUGCUGGAAGAAGAUGAUGACCCUGGGGAUGAUGAGGUGGCCUGCAGCUUCCUGGUGGCUCUGAUGCAGAAGCACCGGCGGCGGGAGCGGCGGGUGGGAGGUGACAUGCACACCAUCGGCUUUGCUGUCUAUGAGGUUCCUGAGGAGGCCCAGGGCACCCAGAACGUGCACUUGAAGAAGGACUUCUUCCUGCGAAACCAGUCACGGGCACGCUCUGAGACCUUCAUCAACCUGCGGGAGGUGAGCAACCAGAUCCGUCUGCCCCCCGGCGAGUACAUCGUCGUGCCCUCCACCUUCGAGCCACACAAGGAGGCCGACUUUGUCCUGCGGGUCUUCACCGAGAAGCAGUCUGACACAGCGGAGCUGGAUGAGGAGAUCUCAGCAGACCUGGCAGAUGAGGAGGAAAUAACUGAGGACGACAUAGAAGAUGGCUUCAAGAACAUGUUCCAGCAGCUGGCAGGGGAGGACAUGGAAAUCAGCGUCUUUGAGCUCCGGACUAUUCUGAACAGAGUCAUUGCUAGACACAAAGACCUGAAGACAGAUGGGUUCAGUGUGGACUCCUGCCGCAACAUGGUCAACCUGAUGGAUAAAGAUGGCAGUGCCCGCCUAGGGCUGGUGGAAUUCCAGAUCCUGUGGAACAAGAUCCGGAGCUGGCUGACGAUCUUCCGCCAGCACGACCUGGAUAAGUCUGGCACCAUGAGCUCCUAUGAGAUGCGCAUGGCUCUGGAGUCUGCGGGUUUCAAGCUGAACAACAAGCUGCAUCAGGUGGUGGUGGCCCGCUAUGCAGAUGAUAACAUGGGCGUGGAUUUUGACAACUUUGUCUGCUGCCUUGUGAAGCUGGAGGCCAUGUUCAGGUUCUUCCGCAGUAUGGACCCUGACGGCACUGGGACCGCUGUCAUGAACCUCGCUGAGUGGCUGCUGCUGACAAUGUGUGGCUAGGAGCCAUGACAGACCUGCUGCAGCUGGGACACCCCAACGGGCCAGGCCCCCUCCAAGUGCCUCCCCUUGGAUCUGUGGACACCGGAUACUCUUCCCUUUGCUCCAUUCCAUGCUGAGCCACCAGCCCUGCCUCCCAGGAAGCCUCACACCACCUUCUCCAGUGGACCAGGGGUCAAGGCAGGCAGGGGAUUCCCUUCUCCUCUUCUGGGCUGGGCUUCUUUCCACUCCCCCCUCCUCUCUCCCACCCCAGAACAGGAGGAGUGCAAGCAUCGUGGUACCUGUGAAUCCUUGCGCAAUAGCAGGCUGGGGGCCAGCUUCAGAGCAGGGAGAGGCAGGAAUUGCACGGAGAUGAGGGGGAGGACACUCAUAUUGCUUGCUCUAGUGCUGUCCCAUGCUCUCUGGCACACAUUGUCUAUCCCUGCACCCACACUUGGGAGCAUCAGCAGAUACUGCCUUGCUCAGGCAGCAGGUUCCUGGGGGAGCCAUCAUGGCCUUCUGGGAGGAGGAAUGGCCAUACUCUAUUUCUUGAAGCCCUUGCACUGUACUUAUCACCACUAAGCGCGACCAAAGCGUGGAGCCCACAGGCUCUUUCUGCGUGGCCUUCAACACAUCCCUCCCACCUCCAUGCUCCUGCCCAUGCCCACCACUGGAUCAAAUCCUACAACUCAAGCACUGAAUGUUUUGGGGCCCCCUCACCAUACGAACACAUGCCACCUUGUAGUGCCGCAGCAGAAGCUCCUCUUUUCCACAUGGUUACAGCAGCCUGGCCUCCCUUCCCAUCCCUGGGAGCUCCUGGGACAUCUGCUACCCUUGGUCAUGGCCCACAGCAGGGCUGGGGGGCACAGCACCCAAGAGGAAAUGCCUUCCUCCAGAGAGGAGGGGUGGUGGUUUGGGGGGGGGGCAUCUUCUUCUGCACACAGUUGGGUUUUUUCUCCCAAUCCAUCAUCGUCCCACACUGUUACACUCUCCUCUUCCCUUGGGCUCCUUUGCCAAGUGCGGGUGGACUCCAGUGCCAACAUAUUUGCACUUCUCUGUGCUCCUCACUCCCCUCACCUUCUGGGGCAAUGGGGUGGCUCCAGCUUGGUGGUGGGCAAGGUGCCCUGUAGAGGCAGGCAGGCAGUUAUAGCUUCCCCAGACCCCUGUUGUCACUGGAGGAUGCGCCUGCAGCAAUAACUACUGCUGCCUGCCCGGCAGCUCUGCUUCGUCACCCCGCUCACUGUGUACUCCAGAAAUAAACAGAUCUGUUAGAU